AUAAUAUUGACAAUGAUGCAACCAACCGGCGGUGGUGGUGGCGGUGGCGGUGGUGGUGGCGGUGGUGGUGGUGGUCUUGCCAGAUUUCAGUCGGCUCCGGCUACUUGGUUAGAACAACUGCUAGAAUCAGAUGAAGAUGUCAUCAUAGACCCCCCUAAACCGCCCUUGCUUCCGCAUCAUUCCAUUGCAACCGCCAGUUCCGCCAUCACCACCACCACCACUUUCGUUGAUCCGAGUAUGGCCGGAAGCGGGUUUCUUCGCCAAAACAGCUCUCCUGCGGAGUUCCUUUCUCAGAUCAAUAAUUCCGAUGGCUAUUUCUCGAGUUACGGUAUUCCGGCGAAGGCUAAUUACGAUGAUUACCUUUCAUCCAGAGACGUCAGUUUAGAAGACUCGCAAAUCAAAUUCACUACACAAAUGAGUGGAGAUCAAAGUGCUUUGUUGGAUGUUGAGAUGGAUAGGAUUCUGGGGGAUACUGUGCCGUGUAGGGUACGAGCAAAACGAGGGUUUGCUACUCAUCCUCGCAGUAUUGCCGAAAGGGUGAGGAGGACUCGGAUUAGCGACAGAAUUAGAAAGCUUCAAGAUCUUGUGCCUAAUAUGGAUAAGCAAACUAACACGGCCGACAUGUUAGAAGAGGCGGUUGAGUAUGUCAAGUUCCUGCAAAAACAGAUCCAGGAUCUUACGGACCAUCGAAACAGAUGCACGUGCUUGGUUAAGGAACAAGGGAAAGGCUAGGCGACAAUGCUGCCGAAUCGUACCAUGUUUUAAGUUUUGAUAUGGUUUCGGAUGGAGUAAUCAAUCACGGGUCUCCGAUCUCCAAGAUCUUCAAACAACACUGCGUCUUCCAACAUCUAUCGGAGAUCAAGUUCUUUUGAUGUGGAGGAGCGGUAGUCUGCUUGCUGCUGGUACGAUUGUAGCUUAAGUUUUCAGCUUUAGUUUCUUUUAGAAUGCACUAGUAACGUGUAGUUAUAAAUCUAUAUACAAACCAAUCCCUUUUAUACCCACCGGUUACCUAAUGAAUGGAAAUUCAAAA
Cynara cardunculus var. scolymus (artichoke) is the source of this 1030-nucleotide messenger RNA. Its product is annotated as transcription factor bHLH80. Gene Ontology annotation, molecular function: DNA-binding transcription factor activity, RNA polymerase II-specific; protein dimerization activity; RNA polymerase II cis-regulatory region sequence-specific DNA binding. The record is from RefSeq and is a predicted model, not a curated record. Bases 13 to 732 code for a protein of 239 amino acids. Gene Ontology annotation, cellular component: nucleus. Gene Ontology annotation, biological process: regulation of transcription by RNA polymerase II. The transcript has 5 exons. NCBI's taxonomy places the organism in Eukaryota, Viridiplantae, Streptophyta, Magnoliopsida, Asterales, Asteraceae.